AGACCAGCUGAAGUCCGUCAUGGAGCAGGUCCUGAACUUCGCAGUUCGUGAGCUAACGAAGAUUGUGGAGGCGUCGUUUGAUGACCUCCUGCUGGAGAUCACCAAGAUGGAGCGAGAGCAUCAGGUCCUGGAGGAGCGAGUGGACAAGAGUUCCGACGGAGGGGGAGGGGGGGAGAAGGGGAGAGGAGGGAGGAGGCGAGGCUCGGAGAACGACUCGGUGUCACCCAGCGGCUCAGAGGACGCUCGGGAGGAGCUGGCCGAGGUCCCGGAGUCCAAAGAGACGGCAGAGAAGGAGGACCCAGAGCGCCCCCCGGUGAUCUCGGUCUCUCAGGACUGGUUUCCAAUCCUGGACAAGGUCUUUGGUCAGAAGUGGUGCAGUGACGUCUGGCAGAUUAAAGAGCUCGCUGGAGCAGGCAGAGGUGGGAGGGGUGUGAGUGAGGGUGGGGUGGAGCAGAUGGAGCCUCCCCCCGCCCCCUCAGUGACCCUGGAGCCCUCCCCUUCAUCCCCCCAGCAGGACCCCCGCUGGACUCCUUUGGAGGACAUGGAGGUGUUUUCUCCCGACGACGAUGCCACAGACGGUCAGAUGAGCACCAGGAAAGGAGACGACACCGCCACCACUGGACCCUCCCCUGGACCCCCCCCCAGCCCUACAGGAAAGGGAGGAAACUUCACUGAUAGACCUGCCGCCCACUUUUCAGGGUCAUCUGGUCGUCGCUCUUCAGCGUCCAUGCUUCACCGUCUUCUGACUCUACCGUCUCAGCUGCUGGAAGAGGAUGAUGAGGACACUGGUGCCAACGAAGCUCUGGCUGCUCUGGCCAAUAACGGUGCCGACUGCCGAGAUGAUGCGGAACCACCGGGCCAGACCUGCCUGUCGCCCCUGACAACCAGAGAGGAGGAAGAGGAGGAGGAAGAGGAGGAGGAGGACAAAGGGAGGAAGAAGAAGAGGCGGAGGGUUUGGUCCGAGUGCGACGAGUGUGGGCGGCGGUUCAGUCGCAUGUCCCUCCUGAAGGCUCACCGUCAGACCCACUUUACUGAAAUCACUGGUGCUGACACGUCGUCCCCCUCGUCUCCGCCCGACAGCGCCACAUCAGCAUUACGCUGCUCAGACUGCGGCAAGAGGUUCUCAUCUGCCACCCGCCUCCACAGCCACAUCCGGACCCAGCACCCCGGGAACCGGGCCUAAAGCUGGCCAGUCUCCUGGGCUGAACUGGAAACAGAAACGUCAGCGGACACUAACCGUCAACAGAGGAGGAGCCACCGACCGAAGAGUAGAUCAAAACUCCAAAAAGAAAAUCUCAAAUGUCUCCUGACUCUUCGGCUGCGACGUGACCUUCAACUCCACAUUCUUCAAAGUGAUGGUACAAACAGGGGUAGACCGAUUUCUAGAUCUGUGAAACAACAUCACACACAUCUGGUUCAAAUCUAGGGAUCAGGAUUAAUCAGGAGUAAUCACAAGAAUCGACUCAUCAAUAUGAGAGCAUUUCUUUUAAAUUAGACUCAACACCUCAAAUAUAUGGAUCAAAAUGCAAAGAUUCAUUAGAAACUAAAUAUUUAUAUCAAAUAAUAAUCAUCUCACAUCUAGGCCACUCAGAAAAACAGUUUUUACAAAAACAAAUGAAACUUGACCUAGUGUAGAUAAUCAAGUGAUUCUUAAACAUUUCCACUGUGACGCAUCAGCUCCGACAAUUCAUUUGCAAAGACUGCAAAAAUAAACUCAACUUCCAGAAUGAAUGACGUCACAGUGUCAAAUAUAAAAGACCUCGAUGUAACUAAAGCAGUCAAUUGAAAACAAUCACGAUAAUCAUAGAAAAUGUAAAGAAGAGAAAAUGAUCAAAUAAAAUCGGUCUAUCCCUCAUCAUUGAUACUGAUAAGAACCAAUUAGUGUCUGUGGUGGAAGGUCACAUGACCCCCCCCCACCCAAAACCCCCCCCCAAACAAACAAAAAAAAACUUGCACAACUUGAGUCCAUGAAGUUCGGACGCUGAUCAAUCCGAAUCUCGUUUUCUUUCCAGCUUCAGUAAACACAAACACAUCUCACGCGGGUCCAAUGUGAAGAAUAGGUUGUUUUUGCCAGAAUCGAUUCCUGCUCUGAGCAAAACGUCAAAACUUCAGAGGAAAUAAAAUCCAGUUGAACAAACGGGAGAAAACGCAGAGACGAGGAGUUUGACCUCCUGCUGUAAAACAUCGACAAACCUCUUUUGGGCGGGAAACGAGCGCCGGCUGCUGCAUGGGAUUUUAAAAAAAAAAAGCUCCUCCCCUUAGCGUUCGAAUGGUCGGAGUGUCGUUUCCCGUUUCCUGACUGUGACAGUUUUAGUUUCUGGUGUUGGGCGUGUAUAGCGAGGACAGUCGCUCCCACAGGAACAAGUGACCUGUGACUUUCACACCCCUUUUUUGUAAGUGGCCUUUUUUUGCUCCAGACUCCACCUCUUCUUCUUCUUCUUCUGUUUUUUUGAUUAUUGUUGUGUUUUCGACAUUUUUAGCAUUUUUAGACGUCUGAGGAUUUCUGGUGUCAGCGCCUGUACAGGAAAACAAACGUCGUCAGUGGCCUCGUUUGUUUGGACUCGUUGAAUGUGAAUCAGCCGUUUAAUGAUUUUUACGUUUAAUGUACAGUUUUUACUUUUCAAACAAAACUGAUGAUGAAACUAGAGAAUCGAAGGUUUUGAAAUCUUCUUUCCUUUAGUUCAGUAACCUCACGUUAACACACGGAUACCUCCCGACACACAACCUGAAAACGCUUCUUCGCUUCAGCUAACUUCACCCAGUCCAUGUAUGGAAGAACAGCUCUGCCACUAAAAGAAAAAGGAAUUAUAUCCAAACCAAAUUAAACAUCCAAGUGAUAAGAUUCUAAAUCUGAAUGUUGAGAUCAUGAGUUUGAAUAAAAUUAUAUUUUUGAAAAAGGAUGACAUAAUUGAUUUACACUAUUAUAUAUUUAUUUUAAUUUCUUACUUUGUAAUCUGUCAAAUGUUUUUUUUCUUUUCCUGGCAGAAUUGACUACCAUAUAUAAAUGAGAUUAUAAAAACAUUUGUAGUUUCAAAAUUCUUCAGACUUUCUUCUGUCUGGUUUAAGCCUUUUUAAAUACGACAAACAAGAAAGCAAACAUGUUUUUUUAAGACGUAUCUCAGAGCGAAACGGUUUAUUUCUCUUUUUGUCCGAUCAGCUGAUUUAAGAAAAAGCACUUAUGAAUAUGACAAAAGUUCGGACGCGUUUAUCAGAGUAUUAUUUCCACAUCGCUUGAACUUCAAACGAUAAGUUGUGAUGAAAUGAAUCCAGAGGUGCAGGCGACUCGACGACUCGAUGAAGAACUGUCACGACACUGGAACCAAAAAGAUCAAAGAGAAACAAUCUUAAUAUUUUUCUAACAGAUUCAGAAACGAACGUUGAUUUGAUCCAGUGACGUUCAGAAUCACGGCGUCGCUACGACACGUGUGGGCGAUAAUAUUUUUAUACCCCCCCCCCCCCCCAAA
Molecule: messenger RNA, 3464 nt
Organism: Paralichthys olivaceus (Japanese flounder)
Lineage: Eukaryota; Metazoa; Chordata; Actinopteri; Pleuronectiformes; Paralichthyidae
Source: RefSeq, a predicted model, not a curated record